ACCGACUACUGUGAGAGAGGCCGCCGGAGAUUUUUUUUAUAGCCGCUUCCUCCCGCCGCCGUCAAUCUCUCACAGAAACCAUGAUCAUUACAGAGAAGAACCGCCGAGAGAUCUCCAAGUAUCUCUUCCAAGAAGGUGUUUGCUAUGCCAAGAAAGACUUCAACUUGGCCAAACACCCAGAAAUCGAUGUCCCGAACCUUCAGGUAAUAAAGCUGAUGCAGAGCUUCAAGUCCAAAGAGUACGUUCGUGAGACUUUUGCUUGGAUGCAUUACUACUGGUAUUUAACCAAUGAUGGCAUCGAGUUCCUCAGAACUUACCUCAAUUUGCCUUCUGAAAUUGUCCCCAAUACUUUGAAGAAAUCCGCUAGGCCCCCCGGUCGCCCCAUGGGUGGUCCACCAGGCGAUCGUCCCCGUGGGCCGUCGCGAUUUGAAGGAGACAGGCCGAGGUUUGGUGAUCGGGAUGGAUACCGUGGAGGUCUUCGAGGAGGGCCGCUGGGUGAGUUUGGUGACAAAGGUGGAGCUCCUGCUGACUACCAGCCUGCUUUUAGGGGUGGUGGAAGGGGUGGAUUUGGUCGUGGAGCUGGUGGCUAUGGUGCAGGGCCAACUAGCUCAGAUCUUCCCUGA
Molecule: messenger RNA, 623 nt
Organism: Ilex paraguariensis (yerba mate)
Lineage: Eukaryota; Viridiplantae; Streptophyta; Magnoliopsida; Aquifoliales; Aquifoliaceae
Source: the annotation of a GenBank genome assembly